AUGGGCAUUGGGCAGAUCAUGGAACCCGCUGCAGCAUGGGACAGACCUUGUGACUUUCAGCUGGCGAACUGGACCGUUGAAGAACCAGUUGCUGAUCUCCCUCUCCCUGUAGAGUAUGCGUCUAUCGACAUACCCGUUGACUGCGGCAUCCAAGCAUAUGAAUAUGAUGUGCAGCAGCUGCUGGUUGAGUACUAUUCCGCAGCCUCACGACGAAUUUCUACAAGUGAGAAAGCGAAGAUCUCGAAUGACAGUCAUGCUAGGAAUGUGGUCAAUCAAGUACUGGAUGACUUUAAGGCUGAUAUGGACAUGAUGAAACAGAAGAUGCAUAGAUACCCUACAUGCCUUGGAGCUGUCGACAAGUCUUAUACCGUGCCAAGGAUCGUGGCCAUCGGCCCCUACCACCAUGGCCUGGAGCACCUCAAGCAGGCGGAGAAAGUGAAGCACGUCGCCGCCUGCCACUGCAUCGGGGACGUCCAGCUACUGGAGGAGAUGUAUGAAAAGUUCGUCCCCGACGCUGAUCUUGCUCGCCGCUUCUACGACAAGGAUGUGAUUGAAGGUAUCAGCUAUGAUGACUUCCGACAUAUGAUGUUCUUUGAUGCUUGCUUCUUGGUGCAGUACAUGGCUAUGCGGACUAGCUUUAUCCGCCGUGACAUAAUAGACGGGAGCUUGCAGAGAUUCAUGAGACCCAACCGCAGCGAUAUAUUUCAUGAUGUCAUGCUACUUGAGAACCAGCUCCCAUGGACGGUGGUCGAGAACGUCCUGAGCUUCAUGGCAGACAAUGACCCAGAUGUGCCAUCGAUACCCAAGAGGUUCGUAUAUAGAUUAAGGUACUGUAUGCAGCCAGACGACCAUCGUGAGCGUCCCGAAGAAGAAGAGCCUUUUAACUGGGAUGAUGAAUACAGACCGCCGCAUCUCCUUGGCCUCCUCCACUACUACAUUGUUGGACGAAGAAGCCACAUUGAUAAGGAGACGGACGAAGAACCCAAGAACUUGUCGUUUUUUGUCAGUGCCAUGGACCUUGCCGAAAUCGGCAUCACGCUCAAGGCCAACAAGACGUUGCAGCUCCUUGACAUGCAUCUCAAUCAGAAAGGGGCUGUCUUCACUGAGCUCUCAUUGGCGCCGUUGUCCCUGGACCGCAACCGUGCAAGCCACCUCGUCAGCAUGGCGGCUUUCGAGCUGUGCACGAUUGAAAGCUUCGGAGCUAAGAGAGCGAGAGAUGAGGACUCUGCUGUCUGCUCCUAUGUUAUGCUCCUGGCCAAUUUGGUGUACAGGGAGGAGGACGUGCAGGAGCUACGGGAGAGGGGUCUCCUGCAGAGAGGAGGAGGGCUCACCAACUCGGAGGCGCUCGCCUUCUUCACCAGCGUCCAAGGUCUGCGCUUCGGACCAUGCUACACUCGCAUCAUGAAACAGAUCAAGUACUACAGGGACAAUAGCCGUAUGAAGACCAAGCUGCACGCGUUCGUCCACUACCACAAGAAAACCAUCGCCGCGGUUGUCACCGGCAUUGGUGCGGUUGGCGGGAUCAUAGGGACACUCCUGUCGAUCAAAAAGUCCAUUUGA
Molecule: messenger RNA, 1560 nt
Organism: Miscanthus lutarioriparius
Lineage: Eukaryota; Viridiplantae; Streptophyta; Magnoliopsida; Poales; Poaceae
Source: the annotation of a GenBank genome assembly